Messenger RNA from Lasiodiplodia theobromae, 936 nucleotides. RefSeq names its product NmrA-like family protein. Bases 1 to 936 code for a protein of 311 amino acids. The record is from RefSeq and is a predicted model, not a curated record. The transcript has 4 exons. NCBI's taxonomy places the organism in Eukaryota, Fungi, Ascomycota, Dothideomycetes, Botryosphaeriales, Botryosphaeriaceae.
AUGGUUAACAUUGCAGUAGCAGGUGGCAUUGGUAGUGUGGGAAAGACGAUCGUCGACGUCUUGAUUCAAGACGCCAGGCACAACGUCACGAUACUUUCGAGCCAGCCUCGGGAAAACUUCCCUGUUCCAGUCAUAGCAGUCAAUUAUCAGGAUCCUGAAGCGCUCAAGGAUAUCCUAGAGGCAAAUGAGAUCCACACGGUCAUCUCCGCCCAGUCCAUGAGAGUUGAGACUGCUUCCAGAGCCCAGAUAAACCUCAUCAGGGCUGCUGCUGCGGCGAAGCCCACCCAACGGUUCAUUGCAAGCGAAUGGGGUACUUUGACACCACCAGAUGCUCCGUCGUACAUGCCUCACAUAGCCUACCGCCUUGCCGCUUAUGAAGAACUCAGCAAGACCGACUUGGAAUGGACGCGCGUUUACAACGGCUUCUUCCUGGACUACUACGCGCAGCCGCACGUAAGAUCUCAUCAGGUCCGCCUGCCAUUCGCCAUCGACGUCGAAAACAAGGUCGCCGCGAUUCCUGGUACCGGGGAUGAGAUUGCGACAUUCACGUACACUUACGACAUUGCUCGGUUCGUGAGCGCGCUGAUGGAUCUGCCGGCCGGGGGAUGGCCGGAAAAGAGCAUCGUGAUCGGGGACAAGCUCAGCUUCAACGAGCUUCUGAAACUGGCCGAGGAGGCACGUGGCUGCAAAUUCGAAGUCCACUACGAUUCGCUAGAGAAGCUGCAAGAGCUUCAGGUGACAGAGCUCCCCGGGCACAAGCAUCUUUAUCCGUAUACACCCAAGGAGCAACUACAGCGGUUGUUUGCGAUUUUCUUUCAGUGGGCAGUGGGGGGACACUUUGACCUGCCGUACGAGCAGUCUUUGAACGCAAGAUUCCCAGAAAUCAAGACUGUCAAGGCCAAGGAGAUGCUUGAGGAGGCCUGGAAGGGGAAAUAA